UUCCCCCGAGAUGGCUACAAAGAGGCGCGGGCCCGCAGCCGCCGCUUGUCAAUUUGCACGGCGCGUCACGUGGCCGCACCUCCCCGCCGAGGCCGGAGGCUCUCCACGUCAGCUUACGUCUCCCAAUUUCUUACUUCACGGAUCUGCUUCAAAGGGGCAGCUGCGCUAGAGAAUCAUGUUAAGCUCAGCUAAUGCGGAGAAGCCGAGGUAGCCCUAAUGAUGGAUUUUGAUGAGCGUGUUCCUUGUUCCUCUAACAUGUAUUUGCCAAGUUGUACGUACUACGUCUCGGGUCCUGAUUUCUCCAGCCUCCCUUCUUUUCUGCCCCAGACCCCGUCUUCUCGCCCUAUGACAUACUCCUACUCCUCCAACCUGCCCCAGGUCCAACCCGUGAGAGAAGUGACCUUCAGGGAAUAUGCCAUUGAUCCCUCCAGUAAAUGGCACCCCCGGAACAACCUGCCCCACUGCUACUCCGCAGAGGAGAUCAUGCACAGAGACUGCUUGCCUUCCACCACCACCGCCAGCAUGGGCGAGGUGUUCGGCAAAAGCACCGCGAACGUCUACCACCACCCCAGCGCCAACGUCUCCUCCAAUUUCUAUAGCACGGUGGGCAGGAACGGGGUCCUGCCGCAGGCUUUCGACCAGUUUUUCGAGACGGCGUACGGCACGGCGGAGAACCCGUCCUCCGCGGACUAUCCGCCGGACAAGAGCGGCGAGAAGGCGCCCGCGGCCGCCGGGGCGACGGCGGCAACUUCAAGUUCGGAGGGCGGCUGCGGCGGGGCGGCGGCGGCGGGGAAGGAGAGGCGGAGGCGGCCGGAGAGCGGCAGCAGCCCCGAGUCAUCUUCCGGCAACAAUGAGGAGAAAUCCGGCAGCUCCAGUGGACAACGGACCCGUAAAAAGAGAUGCCCCUACACCAAAUAUCAGAUUAGAGAGCUAGAAAGGGAAUUCUUCUUCAGUGUCUACAUAAACAAAGAGAAACGCCUCCAGCUCUCCCGAAUGCUCAAUCUGACCGACCGCCAAGUAAAAAUAUGGUUUCAAAACAGAAGAAUGAAAGAAAAAAAAAUUAACAGGGACCGAUUACAAUAUUACUCAGCUAAUCCACUACUUUAAAACUCGUAGCGUUUUUCAAGACGAGAUUAAAUUCAGAUUUCGCCCUUGACAAGGUCAAGCCACGAGGUUACAUGGAGGAAGGAGGUGUGUAUCAGACGGGACUCGAAGAACCCGAGGUUUUCCAUACAUGUAAAUCUGCUCUGGACCUUCCAUGACGGUUUAUUGUUUUGUCUAUAUAUUUACGUACCAACUGGAAUCGGUUUGAUUUUGCCACACGUGGCGUCCAUCCAUUUCCACCCCGCGCGUCACCUCCGAGCGCCCAGCCCACGCCUCUCACCUUCCCGGGCACCGCGUUCGGCAGCUCCGGGCGGGGACGGGGGUGUCCCCGUGUCCCGCUGCCCCCGCGGAGCGUGGCGUGGACACCGGCACCCCGAGCGGCCGCAGCCAGGACGCGAACUUUGGGAAAUGAUCUCUCGUCCUUCCCGGAGGAGAAAUGUCUGUGGUAGAGGCAGUGCGCCAUUGCCCACGGGUUUGAAAGGGGAAUUAAGGGAGGGGGGAGAGAACUAAAGGGGAGGGGGUGACAUGCCUACACCUUCACGAGGCCAACCAUGAGCAGCUGUAACAUGGAUGUAGCGAUGGGUACAAUAGUGUUUCCUUUGGGGUGGGAGGAAGCGGGGAAGGGGGUGGGAAGAGAAAUAAAUGAAAGACUUAAGUAUUUACUUUAAAAAGAAAAAUCAGGUAUAAAUUUGCCAUACAUCGUAAAGAAACAAUCACUGAAAAGAAAAAGAAAAAAAAAAAGCAAAGAUUUCGCAAAUCGUAACUAGAUCUCAUUUUAUUUAUGACAACUGCCUGCGCGUUGCCAUCUUUUUGGAGACAAAUCAUAUUUAAAUGCUAAAAAUAAAGCGUCAGGAAAAAAAAAGUGUGAAUUUCAACGUUUUAAAAGAAAAAAAAUACGGAGAGGAAACUAACCUUCUGGCUUCUGGCUCGCAAACUUUCUUCAGGAAAUACCUGUGGAGAACGACAGUUUAGCAAAUACCACACAACACUUAAUUGAAACUUGGAGUUGUGCAAUGCACUAACAUUGGAUCAUUAAAAUAACCCAGUCGCAUGCUCUUGUGAAGGUGACCAGUGAGGAGUUUAAUCAGAAGCCAAACAGUGUAAAUACGGUCAUUUUGUUGUCGUCUACUUUAAAUGUCACGAGCUCUACUUUGUCGCCCAGUCGACGUAUGCAAAGAACGGAGAGUUGUUCGGAGUUAUUUUAAGUAUCUAUAAAUAUAUAUAUUUCCCUGCAGGAACCAAAGCGUGAAAAAAAAAAAAAAAAAAGCAAUUUAAAAAGAAAAGGGAAAAAAAAGGAAAAUAUUUAAAAUUCUAUAUCAGUUUACAAAGGCUACGGAGUUCUAUCGUUAAGGUAAUUUGCUGUUCAGAGUAUCUGAAUGUAUAUUUCAUACAGGAGCGAUGUUUUACAAGACUUGUAAAUAAUAAAAAGAGGAACCCAUGACCUAUUUUGUUCGAAUGCUUUUUUUUUUUCCUGAUUUUUUUUUUCCUCCUUUGUGGCUUAAGGGUGUGGGGUUCUCUACAUGUGCAACAAAGUGGUGAUAAGAAAGUUUUUGGAUGAAUAAAUUUACCAAAUGGAUGUAAGUUCUUUGUCACAGUUCACCAAACGCAGUAUCUCUAUAUGACAUCACUGUUUUCAGUAUGUAUCGACUAUGUGUAUAUACCGUUUUCUUUUAAUACGCGAAAGUACUUGGUUGCAUGUAUGCAGUGGAACAGCGCACAAGGAAAAUAAAAACAAUGGAAACUUUA
Molecule: messenger RNA, 2850 nt
Organism: Numida meleagris (helmeted guineafowl)
Lineage: Eukaryota; Metazoa; Chordata; Aves; Galliformes; Numididae
Gene: HOXA11
Product: homeobox A11
Exons: 2
Coding region: 217-1107 (296 amino acids)
Biological process (GO): regulation of transcription by RNA polymerase II; anatomical structure development
Cellular component (GO): nucleus
Molecular function (GO): DNA-binding transcription factor activity, RNA polymerase II-specific; RNA polymerase II cis-regulatory region sequence-specific DNA binding
Source: RefSeq, a predicted model, not a curated record